Messenger RNA from Liolophura sinensis, 4123 nucleotides. RefSeq names its product single-minded homolog 2-like. The transcript is spliced from 11 exons. Gene Ontology annotation, biological process: regulation of transcription by RNA polymerase II. The coding region runs from base 101 to 2563 and encodes 820 amino acids. Gene Ontology annotation, molecular function: DNA-binding transcription factor activity, RNA polymerase II-specific; protein dimerization activity; RNA polymerase II transcription regulatory region sequence-specific DNA binding. The record is from RefSeq and is a predicted model, not a curated record. Lineage: Eukaryota; Metazoa; Mollusca; Polyplacophora; Chitonida; Chitonidae.
UGUGAGAAAAUGUUCAGAUUGCGAAUUUGUGGUGUGUAACCAGGGAGGAAGCUAUUCCGACAACAGCAAAUUAUAUAGAUGUUGUAAUAAUUCGAACUGUAUGGACCUACAAACACAGGACGUCGGGUUGAUAACACAAAACGAAGACUCGGCAGGAAAACAUGAGAGGGUUGAAGCAAUGAAGGAAAAAUCGAAAAAUGCUGCUCGAACACGCCGUGAAAAGGAAAAUGCAGAAUUUUACGAACUGGCAAAAUUAUUACCAUUGCCCUCGGCAAUUACUAGUCAGCUUGACAAAGCCUCCAUAAUCCGACUGUCUACAAGUUAUCUCAAGAUGAGAGCGGUUUUUCCUGAAGGGCUGGGUGAUGCUUGGGGUCACAGAACACCCCCAAAAACUGCACUUGAAAAGGAGUUGGGAUCUCAUUUACUUCAGACUUUGGAUGGCUUUAUAUUUGUUGUGGCCCCCGACGGAAAAAUUAUGUACAUUUCUGAGACGGCUUCUGUCCAUUUGGGUUUAUCUCAGGUGGAAUUAACUGGCAAUAGCAUAUAUGAAUACAUCCACCCUGCGGACCAUGAUGAAAUGACCGCUCUUCUCACCGUCCAUCAUCCCUACCACACUCAUAUAUUACAAGAUAUCGAAAUAGAAAGAACAUUUUUCUUACGGAUGAAGUGUGUCUUAGCAAAACGAAACGCAGGAUUAACUAAUGGCGGAUACAAGGUUAUUCACUGUAGCGGCUAUUUGAAGAUAAAACAAUACACGAUGGACAUUGCGCCUUACGAUGGCUGUUACCAAAAUGUUGGCCUAGUGGCCGUGGGACACUCUCUCCCACCCAGCGCCAUCACCGAAAUUAAAAUGAACAACAAUAUGUUUAUGUUCAGAGCAAGCCUCGAUCUCAAGCUUAUCUUUUUGGACGCCAAAGUUGCCCAGCUGACCGGAUACGAACCUCAGGAUCUGAUCGAGAAAACAUUAUACCAUUAUAUACAUGCCUGUGAUAUUAUGCAUAUGAGAUAUUCUCAUCAUACAUUGUUAUUGAAAGGGCAAGUGACGAGCAAAUAUUACCGAUUCCUGUCCAAAGAUGGCGGCUGGGUAUGGAUGCAGAGUUACGCCACCAUUGUCCACAACAGUCGCUCUUCGCGUCCUCACUGUAUCGUCAGUGUCAACUAUGUACUCAGUGAUGUUCAAGCCAAAGAUUUACAAAUUCAGCUGGAGCAGACGAUGUCAAAAGACGCAUCACCUUACUCCAGCUUGCAGGAAAGGUCAAGGCCGACCAAGGUUCGUUCCAGCAGGAGUAAGUCCCGUCGUUCGCCUUACCCCAGCGUUCCGGAACCCACCCCGGAAUAUCCCACCCAGGAAUACACGGAUCUGGUGCCGGAAGUGACAGUACCGACCAUGUCAGGGUACCAGAACAUGAUGUACCAACAUUCCCACGAAGGGAUGGACCGUUACAGCGCAGCUUUCUAUUCCUCUCCGUACGCCACUCAUCCGAGCAUGACAAUGUACAGAGACUCCGCGGCUUGUGUGUAUCCUUACCAAGCUCACCAAAGACUCAUGGACGAGCGUCCCACGUACAGGGGCUAUGAGGAACGAUAUUACCCAGCCAGAGAUCCUGCGAAUUUCCCCGGAUUCAUCAGCUCUCAAAGCACAACCGGCACGGCAGCACCCUCCGAUGCUUCGCGACUCACUCAUUCGGACUCCAGUGCCAGCAGGGAGGGUUACACCCGACCAUCGGAGAGUUCUCGUACCCCGACAGGGGGACAGGGACAACAACAACAACAGUUUGACUACAGGACUUCAGGGCAGUGCUCGAGAAGCAGUAGUCGAGACCCCUCAUAUAAUUCCUCAUCUCAUAACUACGCGGCUCCUUACAGCAACCGCUCCGAAUCUUCAGCUUCUGAAGUGGAUGUUGUGAACGAGGAGUACGACAAGCGUCAUUCUGGGGCAAAUCCCCCCAGUCGUGCUGGGGACCGACAAGGUGGUGCAAAAUUUGAAUCUUUGAUUGAUGCCACGCAACAACUGGUGAAAGAUGAAACGUACAAACCAUCUCAAGACAGUGCUACAGCAGUGACGGAGGGAGGAUCGGGUCUGACAUCAUCUCAGACCCGAGACUCGUCCACCGCGCAACAAUCGGUCAUCAUGAGGCGCCAAUCUGUGCAGUACCCACAAAACGCCACCACCGACAGCCGAACCAACAACAACACGGCGGACUAUCACGGCUCUAGUUAUCUCAAAUCCCAGAGCGCCUCUCUUCAUCCUGAACUCAGCAAAAGCACGGCAGCGGCUUCGGAUACCAAUCACAAUAGCUCGCUGGUGACGGGCGCCACUGCCAUUGCUAGUGCAACACAGAAACUUUUGGAUAUGCGCGCGCUGCAAGAAAAAACUUACAGUGCUGCUCAGGACGCGUAUACAAACUGUGUGAAAGCUUAUGACGCGUAUGGUCAACCAAAUCCUUACCAGACAGCUGCACUACCAAACCAGCGACACUACCCAGUGAUGCCCCAGGCUGGCUAUACCAGCGUCAUUGUAGACGCCCAACAGUACCAUAUGGCCAACGGAUUCGUACACUAACUUAUUUUAUACCGAAAAAUUAAUAAAUACUCUGUGAAGUAUGUGGUUUAUAAGUGUGCCAAACUGUCUUUCGGUCUGGCAACACAAUAUAAUAUAUAAUGUAAAGGUCUGCGUGGAGUUUGAUGGUUCAAGAUAGAGAUGUCGUGUGUAGCUAUGAUGGUACUUUUAACUGGUGACAAUCAAUCGUAUAUAUGGCCCCUUGUCGUCUGGGAGCUAACGAACAAAGUUAAAAUGGACUAUUAAGUUAGCAUAAAAAUAUACUAGUCAUGAUAAAAUGACUGUUUUGCUCGGUUUCUCCUACGAAACAUAACUCAUUUACGUUGGUGUCAUUUUCCACAAAAACUUUGUGCGGCAACUUGUCUUAGAUACCUCAAUGAGUAGAAUGUGCGUAUAGAUAAUUUGUAGUAUUUGUCCCAAAAUACUGAUUUUAACUGUCUGCUUGAGUAUUUCAUGUCUAAUUGAUCACACAAGUUCGCUUUGUACUCAAAUCAUAUAAUAUAUAGAUCUUGUCCUUAUCAGUAUAGAGACCUUCUGGUGCUACCAAUUUUGGUUUUCAAAGUUUUCGAAUGCUGGGAUUGGUCGUAAUGUAGUCUGACUUAAUUUAGAUCAAAUAUUGUAAUAUUUUAUAACUGAAUGAUCUAUAUUGUGCCUUAAUGAAAUGGGUAGAUUUUGACGGAGAAAUGCACCAAAUGAAACCCCUGUCACCAGUUUUGGCAACCGGGUAAAUUAUCAAGCAUAAUGUAUAUCUGUUACAUGGUGGGGGGUUUGUUGUAAAUUUUCGUCUUCUUCCGUGGCUGACGAUCUUCAACGAACAAAUAGUUCUUUGAGUGUAGAUAGGGAUGAAAAUGGGAGGGAAGGAAUAUAAGUCUACUCUGGCACUCUGGAGUAAACUGAAACACUGAAUAAAUCAGCACAGAAGCUUUAAAUAAUAUCAACAAUAGAUGAAAAUGUAGACACGAGACUGAACAAAAUUUUAUUUUAUCUGUUGAACAUGUUAGCAUUACGCUUUUGUCUUUCCAAUAUAGGUCACUGUCCUGUUUUUAAUCUAGGUAGCCGCAGAUCGAAUUUUUAAAAAAGGAUAAAUACUUAGUAUAUAAAAACGUAUAUUUAUUUAUCAUUUUAAUUUAAUCUGAAUGAUUCUCAAAUAUUAUUAUAUCUCAAUAUUAAAUGAAAUAAAAUUGCUGCAAUAUAGUACGGAUUAGCUGACAUUAUACAAGAUUGUAUAUCAAAGAAAAGAUUCCUGUUCCACGAGAAUACUAACUGAUCUGACGUUGUUGUCCCAUACAUAUUCUACGUUUGAAGUCAGUAUUGACCCCCCAUUCUGUGUAGAGGUGUUCUACUCAUUUAUGUUAAAACGAGACGAAAGGCUUUUGAAAUAUGCCUUUCUCACGAAUUUAGAAUCAGUAAUGUAAAUGUCACAUAUUAUCUUGGUCACGUGUCAUUUUACGCAAUUUCUGUUGGGAUAAUAUUUAUUUGUCCUAUAUUGAAUACAAUUCAUAUAUAAAUGGUGUCCUGGUUCAUAACAGUGGCAUCGUCUAUGUUUAUCGAUUUUCUGCAAUA